CUUCAACGGCCCAUCUACAAGACCAGUCUAUAUUAAUCAAAGGCCACCAGCCCUAGGGUUUCAUCAUCGUCUUCUUCUUCUUCCUGCUGCUGCUGCUGCUGCUGCUGCUGCUGCUAACCCUAAUUUCAAGCAGCAAUCAUGAUUAUUCCGGACAAGAACCGUAAGGCCAUUUCCAAAUACCUCUUUCAAGAGGGUGUUUGUUUCGCCAAAAAGGACUACAACCUUGCGAAGCACCCGGAAAUCGAUGUACCGAACUUGCAGGUGAUUAAGCUCAUGCAGAGCUUCAAAUCGAAAGAGUAUGUGAAGGAGACUUUUGCUUGGAUGCAUUACUAUUGGUAUUUGACCAAUGAUGGGAUUGAGUUUCUUAGAACUUAUUUGAAUCUUCCAUCGGAUAUUGUUCCUGCUACUUUGAAAAAAUCUGCUAAGCCGCUUGGUCGUCCCAUGGGUGGACCGCCCGGUGACCGCCCUCGUGGGCCGCCUAGGUUUGAAGGGGAUAGACCGAGGUUUGGUGAUCGCGAUGGGUAUCGUGGCGGUCCGAGAGGGCCUCCCGGGGAGUUUGGUGGUGAGAAGGGUGGAGCUCCAGCUGACUACCAGCCUGCUUUCAACAGGGGUGCUGGCGGAAGGCCCAGCUUUGGCCGUGGAGGUGGUGGUUUCGGUGGUGGCGCACCACCAAGCUCAAGCUUCUCUUAAACAUUAGUAGUUUUUGCCGGUUGAGUUUGAGAUUGUCAGGAUUAUUAGCUUAAUGCUACUGUUAUAGUACUUGAGUUGUGUUAUCCAGUAAUUUUGUUAAAUCAAGGAUGCUGUUCUUUCUUGUUCAUCAUCAUAUUAUUCGUCAUUUGAAUUAUGUGUU
Molecule: messenger RNA, 850 nt
Organism: Helianthus annuus (common sunflower)
Lineage: Eukaryota; Viridiplantae; Streptophyta; Magnoliopsida; Asterales; Asteraceae
Product: 40S ribosomal protein S10-1
Exons: 5
Coding region: 139-690 (183 amino acids)
Cellular component (GO): cytosolic small ribosomal subunit
Molecular function (GO): structural constituent of ribosome; RNA binding
Source: RefSeq, a predicted model, not a curated record